AGUUGAACUUUGGAAUGUCGAGUCUCGGUGAAAUCGCUUCAAGGCUUCCAACAUCCAAGUCUGACGAGGACAAAAGUAAGAGGAGUACUCUCUUCAAGCAAUUUGAUCCCAAUGGAAACGGCUAUCUCUCGCUUGCUGAGAUUGACAAAGGGCUCCGCGAGUCUUUCGGGCUCGACGCUCUUUACAACUGCAAGCCUGCCAUCAUGCGGGCAUUUCAAGCUUCUAAGGGAUUGAAGAAGGGCAAGGGAGGUCGUGAAGACGAUUACGUCUCGCGUGUCGAAUUCCGCAUGCUCUUGGUGUACCUGAAGCAGUACUUCGAGCUGUUUCAGAUUUUUGCCAGCAUGGAUCAAGGACAAGAUAGGAGAGUCGAUCUCAACGAAUUCAAGGCUGCGACGCCACAGCUGAUUUCUUGGGGGAUGGAAAUUCAGGACCCGGUGAAAACAUUUCAUGAGAUUGAUUCAAAUGGCGGCGGGCAAAUCUUGUUCGAUGAGUUCUGUGAUUGGGCUAUUCGCAAGAAUCUGCUUGACCAUGUGCAUGAUAACGACGAUUGAACAACCAGUGAACGAAGGUCGGAGCCCGCCGCCGGAGUCCGAACGGCCCGAUCAGGGCCCGGAGCUCAGCCGCGUCACUGCGAGUCACGGAACUUCGGAAGCGGCGCGCAGCCGCCCG
This is a messenger RNA of Guillardia theta CCMP2712, 669 nucleotides long. RefSeq lists its product as hypothetical. The transcript has 6 exons. Gene Ontology annotation, molecular function: calcium ion binding. Bases 15 to 551 code for a protein of 178 amino acids. NCBI's taxonomy places the organism in Eukaryota, Cryptophyceae, Pyrenomonadales, Geminigeraceae. The record is from RefSeq and is a predicted model, not a curated record.